Glycine soja is the source of this 1557-nucleotide messenger RNA. RefSeq names its product histone deacetylase 9-like. The record is from RefSeq and is a predicted model, not a curated record. Gene Ontology annotation, molecular function: histone deacetylase activity. Bases 144 to 1433 code for a protein of 429 amino acids. The transcript has 14 exons. NCBI's taxonomy places the organism in Eukaryota, Viridiplantae, Streptophyta, Magnoliopsida, Fabales, Fabaceae.
UAUGGAAGAUUACAAUAGAAAAAAGCGAAGGGGCACAUAGAAGCGAAGCGCGAAAUGGCACACAAUUGAUAUCAUCAAUGGCAUUCUAUUGCUAGCCAUUUUCUCCUUUCGCUAAUUCUUCUUCUACGCUCUCUCUGCAAAAGAUGCCUUCCAAGGACAAAAUCGCUUACUUCUACGACGGUGAUGUCGGUAGUGUAUACUUUGGGGCGAAGCAUCCAAUGAAGCCCCACCGGCUUUGCAUGACUCAUCAUCUUGUUCUCUCAUACGAUCUUCAUAAGAAGAUGGAGAUUUACCGUCCACACAAGGCUUAUCCUGUUGAGCUUGCCCAGUUUCAUUCAGCUGAUUAUGUUGAGUUUUUGAACAGGAUUACACCUGACACUCAGCACUUGUUCUUGAAUGAACUGACAAAAUAUAAUCUUGGAGAAGACUGCCCUGUAUUUGACAACUUAUUUGAAUUUUGUCAGAUUUAUGCUGGUGGAACUAUAGAUGCUGCACGUCGAUUAAACAAUCAAUUGUGUGAUAUUGCUAUAAACUGGGCCGGUGGACUACAUCAUGCUAAGAAAUGCGAGGCAUCUGGAUUUUGUUACAUCAAUGACUUGGUUUUAGGAAUCUUGGAGCUUCUUAAAUAUCAUGCUCGUGUUUUGUAUAUUGAUAUAGAUGUGCACCAUGGUGAUGGUGUAGAAGAAGCCUUCUACUUCACUGACAGGGUGAUGACUGUCAGUUUUCACAAGUACGGAGAUUUGUUCUUCCCAGGUACUGGCGAUGCUAAGGAAAUAGGAGAAAGAGAAGGAAAGUUUUAUGCCAUAAAUGUCCCAUUGAAGGAUGGAAUAGAUGACAGUAGCUUCACUCGACUUUUCAAGACUAUUAUUUCCAAAGUACUUGAAACAUAUCAACCUGGUGCAAUAGUUCUCCAGUGUGGAGCAGACUCACUUGCUGGCGAUCGCUUGGGUUGCUUCAAUCUCUCUAUUGAUGGUCACGCUGAAUGUGUUAGCUUCGUAAAGAGAUUCAAUUUGCCAUUGCUGGUCACUGGAGGUGGGGGGUACACAAAAGAAAAUGUUGCUCGAUGUUGGACUGUUGAAACAGGAGUUCUUCUAGAUACAGAGCUUCCAAAUGAGAUUCCGGAAAAUGAUUAUAUUAAAUAUUUUGCACCAGAAUUUUCUUUGAAGAUUCCAAAUGGGCAGAUAGAAAAUUUGAAUAGUAAAUCAUAUCUUAGCACCAUUAAAAUGCAAGUCUUGGAAAAUCUUCGUUGCAUCCAACAUGCUCCAAGUGUACAGAUGCAGGAGGUCCCUCCGGACUUCUACAUUCCAGAGUUCGAUGAAGAUGAGCAGAACCCUGAUGAACGCCUUGAUCAGCACACUCAAGACAAGCACAUUCAGCGCGAUGAUGAAUACUAUGACGGUGACAAUGACAAUGAUCAAAUGGAUGUUUCAUGAAGUUAGCACUUGCAAUGUUGCCUUUUGGUUGGGGAGUGACCAUUUAAGAGAGAAGGAAAAUGUAAUUAGACAAACGCCUAGAUGUAUCAACAAAGCGGUCGUACUAGCCCAAGAAACUUGUAUA